AUGGAGGUGCCUUGGAUUCUAUUACUUUGGAUUACAGUGGUCUCGGGACAAAGUUACCUGGAGAACGGGCAUCGUCCUCUGUGGAUCCUGGAGGAUGGACUGGCCAAAAGGCACAGACUAGACCGCCCAGAAGCGGAUUAUGACACCACCACCAGGAUGUCUCCACGGCUGACCCGUCGGCAGGGCAGAGGAGGAGGUCAAAAAGCUGAGCCUGGACCGAUUACCUUUCUGGUUAGGCAUGAAGAUCGGGAUGCCCUGCCUGCAUCGCCUCCCAGAUUACCCUCUACGCCUCAGCGACGCUUUAUGAUGCCACAUCGCCUGCAGCUGCCUCACCAGUACGUUCAGCCCGUACAGAAAACCAGGAGUCAUCGUCGCGAAGGACGUCGAACGCUGCCCGUGUUCGAUAACGCUCCCGGAGAGAACUCCCUGCAGUUGGGCAGGGAUAAUUAUCCCAUUUUCGUGUAUAAUGGAACUAGGGGGGAACUGAUACUGAACACCAUGCUGAGCAGGAGGCGAUAUCCCAUGCAGGAACCAGUGCCAGGCCAAGUUCUCUAUCCCCCAUCGACGCCCAUGUUCCGGCCCAAGCCCAUAGUGGAGCGGUUCCGUUUGCCAGGACAACGGGAGCUGAUGAACCUGACUUUGAUACCCUUCUACGCACAUGAGGCUAUCAGUGAUCCGGGACGGACUAGCGCCACCACCACCACCACAACCACUAGCACAACCACUCCACCACCAACUCCUCCGGCUUAUGAGACACAGUUGCCCAAGAUCGAGGAAAUGGCCAAGCUGGGCAAGCGGAAAAGGAAGAAAGCCAAGCAAUACGAGGCUUUCCACUCCCCCCAGGAGGUGAUGCAAUGGCAGACUGUCCUGCGCCGAUCAACUCCUCACAACGACAAUCACCGGCAUUAUUCCAGUGAAGAAAUACAGCCAGAUAAGCUCCAGGAGCUGAGUGAUCUUGACGAUGGCCUGGAGGAGGAUGUUGAUGAAAGAGACUGGCUGACAGUACAGGAACCCGAAACGGAGGUGGAACUACCACUCGAGCCAACGGAAAUCACCACCACCACCAGCACCAGCGAACCCUUCCAGAUCGUCUACUUUGACGAAAGUCUGGAGCGACCUGUGGUGGAAGCCCUGACCACCACCACUACGCCCCAACCUCUGCGUCAGAGCUCUCGCUAUGCCCUUAAGAGGGAAUACUACGCCUUUCCAGUUUAUACGCUGGGCAAACUGCUCCAGCCCCAAGCCCAUACUUCAUCCAAGAAUCUGCUAGAGAAGAGCGAUCGCUCGGCAAGGAUCUCAUCGGAGAGGGAGCCCAGCACCUGGUUUAUCCUGAAUUCCCGUUACAAGGGACCCCAUCACCGCUCUCUGGGAUCGGAUAACCAGACCAAGUACUACACCUCCAAGUACAUAGAGAACGGCUUCAAGCCGCGGAGGUAA
Drosophila eugracilis is the source of this 1437-nucleotide messenger RNA. RefSeq lists its product as uncharacterized. The coding region runs from base 1 to 1437 and encodes 478 amino acids. The transcript has 2 exons. NCBI's taxonomy places the organism in Eukaryota, Metazoa, Arthropoda, Insecta, Diptera, Drosophilidae. The record is from RefSeq and is a predicted model, not a curated record.